Messenger RNA from Strongyloides ratti, 732 nucleotides. RefSeq lists its product as hypothetical. Bases 1 to 732 code for a protein of 243 amino acids. The record is from RefSeq and is a predicted model, not a curated record. The transcript is spliced from 2 exons. NCBI's taxonomy places the organism in Eukaryota, Metazoa, Nematoda, Chromadorea, Rhabditida, Strongyloididae.
AUGUCUGAAUAUCUUGGUUGGAGUGAAAAUAAACCAAAUAGAGAUUAUAUAAGAUUUCAUAAAAAGUAUGAUACUGAUUCUUCUAUUGGUGGACCAAUAACAAAUGGUUAUGAAGAUUAUGUUAAAUCUAUCUUUAAAAAUUCUAAUGUAAAUAAUAAAGAUGACUCUUUUUCUGAAGAAUAUAGAAUGCCACAAGGUGUAACUGAAGCUUCUAAAGGAAUUUCUGCUAGAACUAUGUUAAAAAUGGAACAACAUCUUGGAAAACAUGCUUUAGAUAAUUUAGGUGAUAUGCAUCUUGAUCUAGAUUCAAAACAUCAUGAUCCAAUGGAUGAAUUAUAUUCUGAAAUUGGAUUAUGCAAACCUGAAACUACAAGAUUUUCUGAAUAUGUUGUUUAUAAACCAAAAUGUAGUUCAGAAUAUUUUUCUACUCUUAAUAGAAGACAAUAUCCAAUUUAUUCAUCAGAUGAUUGUAAGGGUGCUUUCAGUUCAUAUCAAGCCCCAGACAAACAUGAUUGGAGAUAUAAUGAUAGGCAAAUGUUAAUUGAUUAUAAACAAUUUGAUUCAUCACCAUUAUCACCAUACAUGUAUAGAGAUCAUCAAUUUUUAAAAAAUCAAGAUUCUAGAAUAAUUGGUUCUAAUUUUGUUCAACUUACAACAAGACCAAAAGAUCGUUUUUUAGAAAAAAUUGAUAAAACACUUGCUGAAGUUCGUGCUAUGCCACGUUUUUUUUAA